Messenger RNA from Marchantia polymorpha subsp. ruderalis, 1702 nucleotides. NCBI's taxonomy places the organism in Eukaryota, Viridiplantae, Streptophyta, Marchantiopsida, Marchantiales, Marchantiaceae. The record is from the annotation of a GenBank genome assembly.
GAAGGAUGGCGGAGGAGGAGGAGGAGGAGGCAGCUCGAGCACGACGAGAGGAUGGAGCAGCGGAUUGUAGAGCUCGCGUGGCGUGGAGAAAUGGACGAGGUCGACGGGAAUUUGCGGUGUUAAUUGGGUAGAGGAUUGUGUCUGAGUCAAUUGUCACUGCGAUGGAUUUUGCCGGACAAGAGCAGGGUGCAGUAGGAGCGAAGGUUCGUGAGAUGCAGACUGGUUGCUGGGUGGAGGAUGAGGACUCGGAUACUUUGCAAGAGCAAACUCAGGCAGUGUGCGAGGAGUUGCGAGUUUGUGGGGCUAGCACCACGUUGGCCUUGGCAAGGUUAUUGGGUUUUGAGAAGUCUUCUGCCAUAAGCCCCUUGAUGUCACUUCUGUCAGAAAAGAAUGUGGUUGUGAGGGUGAGUGACUUUCCUCCCAUCUGGUCUCUGUCACCUUCAUUUCCUAUGAGCCCACUCUUCCGCAGUCAUGAAGUUUCUUUAAGUCCUCAGCCUCGUUCUCCUGUCUUAUUCUCUCGAGGCAGUACUCCACUCCAGUGUAGACCACCUAGUCGUGCUCCAUUUCCAGCACCAAUGUCCGCUCCCCCUUCAGUUACUUCGGGUCUAACUCCAACUGCAGGCGCAAUCCCCAUGUCUUUUCCAAAAGCAGCUACCCCGGAUGCUUCUCAAGUUUAUACUCCUGAGUUUUUUGGUUACCGAACUGCUUUCAUAUAUGAAGAUCAUGUUCCUGUUCCUGAAGAAGGGUCCGGGAAAGAAGUUGCUGAGGCUGUGGAACGGACGUCUCCGUUAACUCCUUUGCCUGAGAAUGUUCUCAGAUCAGCGUUCGCAAUUAAGGAGAAAUCGCGUCCUGCGAAAAUCGAGACGGAAAUUCGGGAUUGCACAGAUCAUCGUCCUGCGAAAACGCCCAUGCCUGCCUUCACAUCCAAAGAGCAUAUAAUUCCCAAUCCGCCUUGUCCAGUCGUUGAGGGAAGUUCCAGACAAAUCCAGAACCACGAAUCUGCUCUGGAAAAUGGUCAAGCUCAUCGACGGACUCGACGGCAAAUUGAAAAGGAACUCCAAGGGUCGAAUGCCUUUCACAAGAAACGGAAGUCGGAUGAGCAUCUCACUGCGUUGCAACUGCGCAUUUUAUCCUUACUCAAGGAGAUGGGACCCAUGAAAACUCUUCAUCUGAGCAAGAAACUGGGACUUGUGACCUCUCGUGAUGUAAAUCCCUCAUUGUAUGAUCUGAGGCAUAAAAACUUUCUGGUCAAGAUCAAUGAUGCGCCAGUUGUUUGGCAGCUCCAAGAACCUGGACUAUGCAAGCUUGAACGUGAACAAGAUGAAGAUUUUUAUGACGACGGAGAGAGUACGAGGUGUUUGUGAGCCUGCCUGACAUCUUCGACUUCAGAUUCGGCAGUGAAGCUGUGUAUAAUUUCACGAACUUCGUAUUUACUCUUCAAAGACCGAUUAAUUAUGAAAUCAGACAUUUACAUCAUGUUUCUGAAAAAACAUAUUGUUGACAACCCAUUGUCUGAUCUUACAUCGUUAUUCUGAGUUUUCCAUAUAGAGCGAGUGUAAACUAGUUACUCUUAUUCCUGAACGAGGAAAAGCAGUGGAGAAUUUGAUCAGCUGACCAUUAGAAGAGCAGAUGAUGAUGAGCAUAUAAAAUUAGAUUAGUUGUGGAUAAUAUGAUCAAUAUAAUAAAUAUGAACAAAAUAAUC